AGCAGCUUGACACUUCCGGGUCGACGGAGUCCCGAGCGGUGUGUGUGUGUGUAUAUGAGAGAGCAGUGUCUGUUGUUAUUAUUACAUCUGCGAACUGUUGUUCACAUCUGUGACUGCAAAAAAGACUCUUGAAUCGAAACCCGGAAGAGACAACAUGGCGACCACCAUCAGUACUCAGCGGGGACAGGUGUUUAUUGGGGAGCUUCCCCAGGACUUCCUGCGGAUCACUCCCACCCAGCAGCAGCAGCAGGUCCAGCUGGAUGCCCAGGCAGCCAGGCAGCUACAGUACGGAGGCUCAAUGGGCACCGUAGGGCGACUCAGCAUCACUGUGGUCCAGGCCAAGCUGGCUAAAAACUAUGGAAUGACACGGAUGGAUCCGUACUGCAGGAUCCGACUGGGCUAUGCAGUCUACGAGACACCCACCGCUCACAACGGCGCCAAGAACCCACGCUGGAACAAGGUGGUCCAGUGCACGGUGCCUCCGGGGGUGGACUCCUUCUAUCUGGAGAUCUUUGAUGAGAGAGCGUUCUCCAUGGACGACAGGAUAGCAUGGACCCAUGUCACCGUCCCUGAGGGCCUGAGGGAUGGCAGCGUGGUGGACGAGUGGUUCACCCUCAGCGGCAGGCAGGGCGACGACAAGGAGGGCAUGAUCAACCUUGUCAUGUCUUUCGCUUCGUUACCAGCAGGGAUGAUGACUCAGCCUGUCGUCCUGAUGCCCUCUGUGUAUCAGCAAGGAGUGGGAUAUGUGCCCAUCGCAGGUGUGCCUACAGUCUACAACCAGGGUAUGGUGCCCAUGGCAAUUCCAGGAACCAUUCCGGCCGUUGCGAGCCAGGCGCCGGUGUGCAGCGAGGAGGACCUGAAGGCUCUGCAGGACAUGUUCCCCAACCUGGACAAGGAGGUGGUUCGCACCGUGCUCGACGCACAGCAGGGCGACAAGGACGCCGCCAUCAACUCGCUGCUGCAGAUGGCUGAGGAGCUCUAACGGCAGAGCACAAGCUCACAGUGGACAUCCCAACACACACAUAUACGUAUGCAUGCAGCCCUCUCUCACACACGCACACACGCACACCAGCUCCACCAGCUGGUACACACAGAGAUCUGUUUCCUCCCCCCUCGUCGGCUCAUUUUGGGGCCGACAGUACCCGAAGCCUGGGCUUGCUCGGCUAACACUCAGCUAUUGGUCACUGGAUCCUCAAAGCAUCAAAACUGUGUUGACAUUUAGUUCCAAGAAGUCACUGGUUUGAGGUGAUAUCAGUAGCAGAUGUACUGUAUUUGAGAAGUUAAUGAAGUAAUGACCCGAUCGUAUCACAGCAGAGGCUCAAACUAAAUAUUGAACUGGCAGUAGUGUGACUUGAUGUUAAUUGUAAAUCCUACUGGCACAAAUCAUUUUGUAUAUCUUGUUUUGUUUCAGUGUCACAAUCUCACCGUAUCCAUAGUAACCCAGUCUGUAUCCCCCCUCUGAUCCCACAGUUUGAUUUGCACAGAGUUAAUUUCAUGUUGAUGUUGUCGUUACUAGAGUGUGGACAACCUGCCUGUAGUAACCUGCAGUGAAAUGCUUCUGUUUCAUAUGUACCUGUAAAAUGUCUAGUGCAUUCAAAAUCUGAUAAAUUAUUAUGAAAGUGUUUAAUUAUAAUGAAUUCUCCACGGUGAUGAAAGAAUCGAGAACGAACACAUGACCUGAGGCAUUUGAGGUGCAGGAGAACAUAACCACUUAACGCUGAGUCAUCUUUUAAAAUUCCCUUGUAAAGUUUUGAUGGAACCAAUUUUCUGUCAGUGAAGUGCGGAUGCGAAGACUCAACGUUAUAAAGUAAUAACCAUGUGGAGUCACCUUGAAAAGAAAAGUAAAGUAAGUGUAAAGAUGCAGCCAGAGUAUGAUGAGGUGUCACUUUGAAGCUCAGCAGGAUGCAGAGCUUUUGAGACCAAGAUUACAGUGACCACACUUGGUCCACAGAGGCAGACUCGUAACAUUUGUUAUUUAGUGCCACCUUCAUGUCAAAGUUUCUACAUGACGAAGGAACAACAAGCAGAGCUUUCAAUUCUUUAGUCUUCAUCACAGUAUUUUAAUGUGUUGUAGUUCCUAAAGCUUCCUUAUUGACACUUGUGGUUUGUAAAUGUCUGCCAAAGGUUUCUGCCUUGUGACUUUUCACUUGUGGUUCCAAAACAAUCGCCGUUGAGAUUCUUAAAAAAGUGUUGCAGUCA
Molecule: messenger RNA, 2199 nt
Organism: Scophthalmus maximus (turbot)
Lineage: Eukaryota; Metazoa; Chordata; Actinopteri; Pleuronectiformes; Scophthalmidae
Gene: tollip
Product: toll interacting protein
Exons: 6
Coding region: 155-982 (275 amino acids)
Biological process (GO): ubiquitin-dependent protein catabolic process
Cellular component (GO): cytoplasm
Molecular function (GO): ubiquitin conjugating enzyme binding; ubiquitin binding
Source: RefSeq, a predicted model, not a curated record